AUGAGACGCAAAGUUCAGAGUUCUUCACCUUUCGCUGAAGAAAAAGAGCUCCUGCGGUUCCUGGUCGCGCGGAAAUGGCAGGUGGAUGCGGCAGCGGAGCAGUUUCAGGCCAUGAUUCGGUGGCGGAAUGAGCACGAUGUGGAUCGCGUUCGCCGGAAGGCUUUGGGACCGUUUGGGCCGGAAGCGGCAUUGCAAGCUGCACAGGACUCUCGGCUCAGCAGACAGGGUGUGGAGAUGUUUCCACAACUCAGGCUGGUGGAGCCGCUUGCGAAUGAAAGCGCUCUCCUCUAUUACGGCCAGACCUUGGCUUUUGGGUUUGACAAGAAGGGGCAGCCAGUCCAGAUCCAGAAUGGAGGACUUGCAGGAUGGCGCUUCAAAGACAUGUUGGGUGUUAUUGGCGGAAGCGAGCAAAUGUUGGCCAGCUUGGUGCGCAUGCAUGAGCUGCAGGCGGCUCGCAUGGAGGAGGCAUCCAGGAGGCAUGGGCGACCCAUUACCAAACAGGUCGUCAUAACGAAUGCUGAUGGUAUGCCGCUUCGCCCGCACCCGCUGGCUGUGGCCGCCUUCAAAGACUUCCUUGUUGUCAGCUCCCGCUACUAUCCCGAAUCUCUGGCGGUCCUGUUUGUUGUCAAUGCUCCGCCCGUCUUUGUUGCGCAGAGGGCAUCUCUGCUUUUUGUGACGGGUGAGCGUCCCUUGGUUGGGGGGGGCUUGGGCGCGGAGGCUUUUGCCCGGCUGGUGAGCCGUGAGCCCAGGGGUGCAAGGGAAUCCCAGCCGGUGGGGAUCAGUUUUCAGGACCGCACCAAGACAACGGCGGUAGAGCUGAUCUCGAUGCUAGACCAAAGGCGGCGUGACGUGGGGAAGCAGCUCGACACCCUUGAGAGCAAGGUUGAGACUCAGGAUCUCGUCAUUUGGCUGGCACUUUCAGAACCGCCGGAGACGCGCAGGCGUGCGAGAAUGACGGCGAAGUCCAAACGCUGCCUUCUCAAACGCGCGGAGAAGCAGGGAUGCCAGCUUGAUCUGGGAACACUCAAAGCUGACUAUAAGAACGGGGCCAUCAACCUGAAUGGGAAGAAAGUGGCGGGAAGCGGUGGUCAACCCUCGACUGAAGAAGUCCUGGUGGCCGACUACGGAGACCCCGUCCGAUUCGUUGUGCUGACGCCGCUGGGAACGGGGGGAGCCAACACCGAAACCAGCACCGUGUCGGAGCUCGGCUCGGCGUUGGCGAUCGUUGGCGGUCCGGGCCUGACGGCAGACAGACCGCAGAAAAUCGGAGCAAUGAAUGCCAAGGUGGAGAGGAGAGAGACGUUGCGGGCCAGCGCGCCAGGACAGAGGAAGACUGCUUGCGUGACAUGGAAGCUGGAGGUACAUUUGGUGGCUUUUCAGGAAGUUCACUCAGAGUACUUGAAGGCAGGGACAGCCGACGAUCGCAAAGAAGUCAGGGGAAUGGAGAGGCAGAGCAAUUGCAGUCAGAAGCAAAUUAGGCAACUAGGCAUUAUCAAGCGCAGGCAGGUGGCCAACAAUGCAAUGGCAGUCACGGUACCUACUGCAAGCGGAGAUGUAGGAUACAUCAAGAUGCACCUGCCCGCGUGCUUCACGCUCAACAAAACAGGAGCAGAAGUGGAGGAAUGGACGUCAAUGUAUGCUUUGAGAGAGGCAAGGCUUGUGGUUCUGGGGGACUUCAGUGAGAUCUUUGUGAGAAGAAAGGAAGAGCACAGACUCACGGGGCAGCUGAGAGACCCCCGGAAGAUGACACAGGCGCCCAACGAAUCCGGCAGCAAAGCGGAUGACCCCUUCCAGAGCAUCAAGCAAAUGGCGGCGGAGAUCAUUCAGCCAAGCGAUGGAAGGGGGCCCCGGAAGAGAUGCCAGAGAACUUUGGAAGAAAAUGUGGAAAACGAAGCGGAGAGAGAGGAAUGGCGCAGAGAGCUCCUGAGGGCAGUGCGGGCGGGGGACGGGUGGGGAGAGCGCCUACAGAAGCACUUCCAGCAACUUUUUGCGAAACAACAAGCAUCAACUGUAGCACAGGAUAUGGAGAAGAUCUGGAGGGAGCUCGAAAGACGCAAGAGACUGGAGGAUGCCACCGGGCAGUUCGAAAGGACGCAGCAUGUCUUAGUGUCGCUAUGGCCCAGCUUCGUCGCCAGCAUCGGGUUCGGGUAUCUUCGCCAAAUUAAUCCUCCUCUGGGCCUCUGGGCAUCCCUUCUCCACUGGGAUGUCGAGGCCGAUCAUCACCAGGUUGUCUCAUGGGUUGAACUUGUUGCCAGCUUUGAAAUGUCGAUGGGUGCCAGGAUGCCCCAGCAGAAAGGUGUGCGUAGCAAGGGCCCUGCCGAAAAGGUGCUCAGCUGGAGUCCACUGGAUGCAGACUUUGGCAGGGACACACCGCAGGGUGUGAAGGCCGAUGAGUUCCUCACAGCCUGCGGUUUCCUUAUCCAGGGCCAUCGGGCUUUGGCGUCCACAGUCACGAAGAUAGGAAGUGUGGUGUUGACGCUUCGGCUGCUCGCCUACACGAAGAAGUUCCGUACGCACGAUAACAGUGCUGGGGGUAGGCCAGGACCACUAGCCCAACGACCGGGCCUCAGGUGGAGCGACUCCAUGGAGGCAGGCUUCCUCCGACGAUAUGAUUUGCCCUGGGCCUCUGGAAAACAGGGUAGGUCACCUCAGCCAACCGGUUUGACCCGUCUCGCUGCGACACCACCGUACUAUACCACAAUAGCGUACCAGGGUGGCAUGAUUUGGGCAGCAUGGGCUGCAGUGAUGCUCGCCGCGACCGUAGCAGAGCAGCCAAUCCGGAAUGUCGCAAAGAACAUCGAGAGAGACAGCGGUGGAAUCAACUGUGAGGAGCCGCGCAGAGCCGCCCCCGGUAGCACAGCGAAACCGAGAUCUGUGGAAGAGGCAGACAAUGAAAGGUUGCCGGUAUCAGUUGACCCGCUGGGGCUGCGCUCGCCGCCGCCACAAGAUAUCCAAGCUUGCAAGUUCUAUGGUUGGGCAUCGAAGGCUGAGAUGUUCACACAGCGAGGUGUGGCGGAAGAAGAAGGUGAAGAGGAGGUACCAGUGGAGGAAUCAGAUGAAACAGCGAUGAUGCGCGGAGACAGCAAGCCAAGCAAUGCCGUCGGAAGAAGACCGACGCAAGCCUUCGGAGAGCCGGCGCAGUUCUAUGGAACCAUCGUGGGGCCCUUAGGCAGACGAUCCGGAGGCAAGGAGGACUUAGCCAACAAGAUAGCCAGGGCAUACAACAGCGUCGAGGAGCCCGAACCACCGACGCCCCUGUUGGAACUACGCAUAGCUAUGCGAAGCCACACAAAUGACGAGACGCAGGGAGAGGAAGAGGAUGAGGCGGAUCAGCCGAUGGAGCAGCAGCAGCAGCAGAAUCAACAAGACAAAGAAGAAGGCGGGAGCAAGGCAGAAGAACGAGGAGCACCGGCUGAGCUCUACAAUGGCCGAAAAGCUCAAUGGGUAGCCUUCUGUUGUGAGCUGCAGGUUAUGGUAUGGUUCCUCCGCAACCGAGAGGAGCCACUCAAAUCCAAAAGAGACGAUGGUGACAGGGGGAAGCGUUGA
Symbiodinium pilosum is the source of this 3546-nucleotide messenger RNA. The record is from the annotation of a GenBank genome assembly. NCBI's taxonomy places the organism in Eukaryota, Dinophyceae, Suessiales, Symbiodiniaceae.